Messenger RNA from Penicillium odoratum, 1686 nucleotides. Its product is annotated as putative MFS transporter. Lineage: Eukaryota; Fungi; Ascomycota; Eurotiomycetes; Eurotiales; Aspergillaceae. Gene Ontology annotation, biological process: transmembrane transport. The record is from RefSeq and is a predicted model, not a curated record. Gene Ontology annotation, molecular function: transmembrane transporter activity. The coding region runs from base 1 to 1686 and encodes 561 amino acids. The transcript has 7 exons.
AUGGGGCUCGGAGUACUGGAGGAUCAUAAGCUGGAUCAGGUUCCAGGCACCUCCAACAUCUAUGGGGUGGAUCGGAUUCCAAGCGACGAUACCUCGGGCGCCAUAAGUCAGAAAUACGACCGAACCACCGCAGAACCUACUCUUCUUGUACCUCAGCCAAGCGAUGACCCUAACGAUCCACUAAAUUGGCCAUUAUGGAGACGCGACCUCAUCCUUGCCAUCCUCUCCUUUGUCACGGUGCUAUGUACAACCCUGAGCUCAAUCAUGGCUGCGAAUACAGUGACAAUUGCGGAAUAUGAGACCAUCACCUUUGUACAGGCUGCGCUCCUGACCGGAUACCAUUUGUGUGGUGUGGGAGUAGCUGGUAUUUUGAUCGUCCCAACUGCGCGAGUCUGGGGCAAGCGCCAUUUGUUUGUCAUUGGUCAUGUUUUGAUGAUUAUCAGCUGUAUCUGGGCUGGUGCAAGUGGGCGGAACCAUAAGAGUCUCUUAUGGGCCCGGAUCUUCCAAGGUGUGGCGUUGGCUCCAUUCGAGGCCCUUGUGAAUGCGUGUGUUGGUGAUCUUUACUUUGUCCAUGAACGAGGAAAGCGAAUGGCCCUGUCUAACGUCGCUCUGUUUGGUGCUGCUUUCUUGACUCCCGUAUUUGUCGGCAAAAUUACCAAAUCCAUAGGUUGGCAAUGGUCCUUCUACUUUGUUGCCAUUUUCUUAGGCGCAGCUUUGCCCUUCAUGCUUCUUUUCGUACCCGAAACUGCAUUCCGACGGCCCGACUACUUGAAUACCGACUUCAAACACAAGACCGGCCGGACAGAGUCCACUGAUUCAAACUGGCCGCUCAAUGAUCCAUCCAAGGACCCUCAGGAGUUCAUAUCAGGAAUGACGGCAGGCAACGGAACCCGGACAGAGGUCUCCGCCACAGCGAUGCCAGUAAAAGAUUCACUUUUGAAGUCAAUGAGGCUGUUCAAUGGACGAAAGACAGAUGAAAACUUCUUCAAGCUACUUCUCCGCCCCUUUCCACUAUUCUUUCACCCGGGGAUUUUCUGGGCUUGUCUGACUCAAGGUGUCGUCAUCGGCUGGGCCGUAUUCAUUGGUGUGAUUCUAGCAAUCGUGUUUUUGGGGCCACCGCUAUGGUUUGAAGAAGACAAAACAGGAUAUUUGUACACCGGGGCGUUCAUCGGAGCGACAAUUGGCUUAAUUCUGGCUGGGCUGCUUACCGACCCUAUAAACAAAGUGAUGAUCCGACUCAAUCGAGGCAAAUAUGAGCCUGAGUUCCGGAUCCUGCUGGUGAUUUUCCAGCUGGUUUUCAGUGCCAUGGGGCUGUACGGAUUCGGGUGGACAGCUUCCGAUGUGGAAAAGUACCAUUGGCUUUUACCGGACGUCUUCUUCGCCUUUCUCAUCAUCGGCAUGGUUAUGGGCGCAGUAGCCGCUUCACUAUAUAUUGUCGAUGCGCACCGGGAAAUUGCCGUGGAGGCAUUUACUUGCCUUCUGGUGUUCAAGAACAUGUUCAGCUUCGUGCUAACCUUCUUUGCCUAUAACUGGUUUGCUCGAGGAGGUGUUAAGCAUACCAUGAUCAUCAUCGGCAGCAUCCAAGUGGGCAUUUGUCUUCUGAGUAUUCCCAUGUAUGUGUUUGGCAAGCGGAAUCGCUCAUUUCUUGCCCGCCAUGAUAUCCUUGAAAGGCUGCAUCUCUGGUAG